Peronospora belbahrii is the source of this 1095-nucleotide messenger RNA. NCBI's taxonomy places the organism in Eukaryota, Oomycota, Peronosporomycetes, Peronosporales, Peronosporaceae. The record is from the annotation of a GenBank genome assembly.
AUGAACACUCAUCGGGUCGCUGAUACUUCUGAUCAACUUCUAGUCGAUGCGACACCUUUAGAUAAGCUUGAGGACAAUGAACAGCUCACUGAGACGUAUAGAAAGCGUGAAUACGACGAAGAAGAUGACGACAAGGACGUGCAAAAACGUCGUGCAGUGAUCAAACAGUCGCGACGCCACAACUGGCAGCCCAAGUACGCGAUGGAGUUUGGUCUGCUCGCCAUCGAGAGAGACGCGGUAUCUGGAGACGUACUACUGGCCAUGUGUGGAUUUUGCAAGGCCUAUGGACGUGAGGGAAAGUAUGAUCAGCUGGUGCGACAGGACCAGGAGGCGGGCAUCGAGUCGAAGAAGAGACGUAGACGAUCGCUGACCACCACUAAAUUUUUUCGAGCGUUCCGUGUUGACAAUAUCCGAAGCCAUUUGCAGGGAGCUCAUCCACGACGAUGGGCAGAAUACGAGGUGCUACCGAAGCAAGAGACGGUCAGGGCACGCUAUCUGCAGCUACAAGGAGAGCUGCCAACUUAUGACCAUCUCCCAAUGGUGGACGACGUGGUACUUGGGGGAUCAGCGCUGAAUGCCGAGCCGGACAUGAAUUAUGCUCAGCCACAGUCCUUGUCACAAGCUUCGGUAGUUAAUGAGACACAACAUGCUGCGGUGCAAGCUGUGGCACAAGUCGCAACAGCUCAGGCAGCGCAGACGUCGACUGGAGUGAACGGAGCAAGUCACAGCACGACACAGCUGACGGCAUCUUUGAAUUACAAUGCUUCAGGUGCACCAUCAACGGCCGCUUCAGCUUCUUUUAACACACGGGGUACGUUCGAUUACGAGAAGCAUUUAACGGAACAAAUUGCGUUGGAUCGUGAGAGGCUGGAGUUUGAGAAGAUACGAUUUAAGAAGGAGGUUGAGCUUCGCGAGCGUGACUUGGCACUUCGAGAGAAACACAUGGAGCAGACAAUUAUACUUCAAGAAAAGCUGUGCGACGCGAAUCGCGAAAGCGCACAACUUGAGAGCGCCAAAUUCUAUCGUCUAGCCGAAGUGUUGCGUGACGCGAUCUCCGGAGCGCAAAGUUCAUCGGAGACGGCAUCCGUCGUGUGA